Molecule: messenger RNA, 1077 nt
Organism: Macrobrachium nipponense
Lineage: Eukaryota; Metazoa; Arthropoda; Malacostraca; Decapoda; Palaemonidae
Product: transmembrane protein 70 homolog, mitochondrial-like
Exons: 6
Coding region: 90-797 (235 amino acids)
Biological process (GO): mitochondrial proton-transporting ATP synthase complex assembly
Cellular component (GO): mitochondrial membrane
Source: RefSeq, a predicted model, not a curated record
AAAGAGACACAUUACCAAUAAUUCCAUCCCAAAUCGUCAACAACCUGAAAUGGCCCUUUAGCUCGUGCCCUUCUCGUAGGUAGUAUAACAUGGCACAGAUUGGAUCCUUGCACAGAGCAUUACACAUGCAGAGAUGCACAGGUGUUGUUUUAUUGCGAUCAUCUGUGGCAUCUUUUAGUACCCAUAGUCCAGUUCCUCAGUUAUUACAGAUUGGUACUGUGAAGACACAACAGCACAGAUGUUACUGUAGUGACAGCAACAAAAGUAAAUCACAGAAUAUAAAGGCCCAAGAAAAUGUUGAUAUUGGUCCAGGUACUUGGAAAGAAGUUUAUCAUGGCAUUCUGACAACUCAAAUCAGAAUGGUGAAAGUCUUUUCCCUGUCAACUUCAUUCAUAGGACUUUCAAUGCAGCCUCUUCUUUUCCAGAAAGUUGUUGGUACUGGUGCUGGAUUAGCAAUUGCUGCAGGAUCCUUUAUUGGGUUUUUCACUUUCGUAACCCCUUUCCUGAUUCACUGGAUCACAAAGAAGUAUGUUACGAGAUUAGAAUACGAUCCAAAACACGACAUUUAUUCUGCAACAACUUUAACUUUCUUCUUGAGAGAAAGAAAGAUUAAUUUUAAAGUAGAUGACGUUCAAGUGCCAACAGUACCAGGUAUCUUCACUACUUUUCAUGUCAAAAACCAGCCCCUCUUUGUGGAACCUAGGAUGUUUGAAGACAUCGAACAUUACGGAAGAAUAAUGGGAUACGACAAACCAAUAGACUUCAGUCCUGAUGAGGAUGAUAAAGAACAUAAGUAAUAUGACAAUUGGAGUUCCUUUUGAAUAUAUUUAAGAAUUUUUAAAAUUGUGGAUGGUUAUCAUAGGAAUUAGAUAGUUAGAAUUUUGAGUAAAAUUAAUUUUGAAGUUUCAGUAAUUAAAUUGAAAAACCAAUGUGAAUUCUUGUUCAUUCAACAACUGUAAUAAAAUAUUUUGUGUAUAUAGACGUUAUAUUUUUAGAUUGAGCACUUGGUACAUUUCCUAUCAUUGUAAAAUAUUUUUGUAGGAUGUAUUUAGUUGCUAAUAAAAUUGUUCUGUGGAA